AUGGCGGACAUUCGGACAAUGUUUGCCGCGCAGCAAAAUGGAGCACAGGCUGCCACUUCGAGUCCCAAAAUUGGUGGUAAAUCGAUUGAGAAGAUUUACCAAAAGAAAUCUCAACUGGAGCAUAUUCUCCUCCGUCCGGAUACAUAUAUCGGUUCGAUCGAGCUGUUACGAGAGCAGAUGUGGGUAUACGAUGUGGAGUUAAAAAAGAUGGUCCAGAAAGAGAUCUCAUACGUGCCGGGAUUGUACAAGAUUUUCGAUGAGAUUCUCGUGAACGCGGCAGAUAAUAAGCAGCGGGAUGCAAAGAUGAGCAUGAUUAAAAUUGAGAUAAAUCAGGAAACUAAUACCAUCUCGGUGUGGAACAACGGCCAAGGUAUCCCGGUGGUAAUGCACAAGGAAGAAAAAAUGUUCGUACCGACGAUGAUCUUCGGACACUUGUUAACCUCUUCGAACUACAACGACGAGGAAGAGAAGGUAACUGGUGGCCGAAACGGGUAUGGUGCGAAGCUUUGCAAUAUUUUCAGCACCAAGUUCACGGUCGAGACCGCUACGAAGCAAUACAAAAAAUGCUUCAAGCAAAGUUGGGGUGACAACAUGUCUAAGGCCUCCGAACCCAAGAUUAAGGACGAUUUUCACGGAGAGGACUACACCAAGAUUACGUUUUCGCCCGACUUAUCCAAGUUUAAGAUGGAAAAACUGGAUAACGACAUUGUUGGUCUGUUGUCUCGGCGAGCCUACGAUGUGGCUGCUUCGACACGUGGAGUCACCGUCUUCCUGAACGGUCAGAAAGUGCCGAUCAAGUCGUUCAAAGACUACGUCGAACUGUUCCUCAAGGAUUCGACCGAUGAUAUCGGCGUCCCAGUGAAAGCUUGCUUCGAAACCGUCAAUGAACGCUGGGAAGUGGGAGUGGCCAUAUCAGAUCGCGGCUUCCAGCAAGUAUCGUUCGUUAACUCGAUAGCCACUACAAAGGGUGGUCGUCACGUCGACUAUGUGUCGGACAUGGUAGUGAAGCAGUUGAUCGAGGUCCUGAAAAAAAAGAACAAAGGCGGUGUGACCAUUAAACCAUUCCAGGUCAAGAACCACAUGUGGGUCUUCAUCAACUGUCUGAUCGUCAAUCCGACGUUUGACUCGCAGACUAAGGAAAACAUGACCCUGCAAUCGAAAAGCUUCGGUUCAAAAUGCAACCUUUCCGAGAAGUUUAUUACAGCCGUAUCGAAAAGUGGCAUCGUUGAAUCGGUACUGCAAUGGGCCAAAUUUAAGGCUCAAACUGAUCUUGCAAAGACGUCCGGUUCGAAGAAAUCGAAAAUCAAGGGCAUUCCUAAGUUGGAGGACGCCAACGAUGCUGGUUCGCGCAAUUCAUUGAAUUGUACCCUCAUCCUAACGGAGGGAGACUCAGCCAAAACGUUGGCUGUUUCAGGGUUAGGAGUUGUUGGUCGAGACACGUACGGUGUUUUUCCUCUGCGAGGUAAACUUUUGAACGUCCGCGAAGCUACGCAUAAGCAGAUUCUUGAGAAUGCUGAGAUCAAUAACCUCAUCAAGAUUCUUGGCCUGCAGUAUAAGAAGAAAUAUCUAACGAUGGACGAUCUGAAGGCUUUACGAUAUGGAAAAGUGAUGAUUAUGACCGAUCAGGAUCAGGAUGGGUCCCACAUCAAGGGAUUACUGAUAAAUUUUAUACACACCAACUGGCCGGAGUUGUUACGUUUGCCCUUCCUGGAGGAAUUCAUAACGCCGAUCGUAAAGGCGACGAAAAAGAAUGGCGAAGAGCUGUCUUUCUUUUCUCUGCCAGAGUUUGAGGAAUGGAAAGCGGACACUCCCAACGCCCACACGUACAACAUAAAGUACUACAAGGGUUUGGGUACGUCCACGUCUAAGGAGGCCAAGGAGUACUUCCAGAACAUGGAACGACAUCGAGUUUUGUUCCGUUACGAGGACACCGGAGAUGACGACUCGAUUCUGAUGGCUUUCUCAAAGAAGGCUAUCGAACAACGUAAAGAGUGGUUAACGGCGCACAUGGAAGAGUGUCGCCAUCGCAAGCAGGUCGGUUUACAAGAGCGCUAUUUGUACACGAAGACAACAAAACACGUUUCCUACAAAGACUUCGUCAAUCUCGAGCUAGUGCUGUUCUCCAACGCCGAUAACGUACGAUCGAUCCCGUGUGUGUUGGACGGCUUGAAGCCCGGUCAGCGGAAAGUAUUGUUUACGUGCUUCAAGCGUAACGACAAGCGCGAGGUGAAGGUGGCUCAGCUGUCCGGUUCAGUCGCGGAGAUGUCCGCCUAUCACCACGGUGAGAUGUCCCUGUGCUCGACGAUCAUCAAUUUGGCACAGAACUAUGUCGGAAGCAACAACAUUAAUCUGCUUUAUCCGGGUGGUCAGUUUGGUACACGCCUUACGGGAGGAAAAGACAGCGCUAGCCCGAGGUACAUCUUCACGAUGAUGUCCGCUCUGACGCGCCACAUUUUCCACCCGCUCGACGAUCCACUGCUGGAGUAUCAGAACGAGGACAAUCAGCGCAUUGAACCCGUUUGGUACUUGCCAAUUAUACCAAUGCUGCUGAUAAAUGGAGCGGAAGGUAUCGGUACUGGUUGGGCGACUAAGAUUCCUAACCAUAACCCGCGUGAUGUGAUUGCCAACAUACGACGUAUGCUGAACGGGGAAGAGCCCAAGGUGUUAACACCGUGGUACAAAAACUUCCGUGGCAUCAUCGAAGCAGUCGGACCGCAUCGAUACAUUACUGCGGGACAGGUGUCGCUGUUGGAUAAUGAGAAGAUUGAGAUUUCCGAACUGCCCAUCGGCACCUGGACGCAGACGUACAAGGAAAAUGUAUUGGAACCGCUGCUGCACGGCAAUGACAAGCAGAAGGCAAUCAUUUCGGACUAUAAAGAGUACAACACGGACACCACGGUGCGGUUUGUGAUUUCCUUCCUAAGCGGUGAAUAUGCGAAAUUGUACGCCGAAGAAGGUGGAUUCCAUCGGGUGUUUAAGCUCACCAGCUCCAUCUCAACGUCUACGAUGAACGCGUUCGACGACAAGAACUAUCUCAAACGAUACGCCCACGCGAACGACAUAUUCUUAGAGUUUUACACGAUCCGACUCGAGUACUAUGGCAAGCGGCGAACGUACCUGCUCGGCAUGCUGCAGGCCGAAGCGGACUGUAUGUCUGAUAAGGCACGGUUCAUCAUGGAGAAGUGCAGCGGUACGCUGGUGGUUGAGAACAAGAAGCGUAAGGUUAUGAUAGACGAGCUCAUCAAGCGCGGCUACCGAGCGGAUCCGGUCAAAGAAUGGAAAAGGCGUAUCCAGAUGGACGAGCAGGAAGAGGAUGACGGUGAUGGUGAGGAGGACGAGGAGCAGCUGGAAGAUGUGAAACCCGGAAAAUCGUCGGCGAAGGGUGGCAAGGCUCCAAUUGAUCCUGAGAAAGCAUUCCAGAAGCUCACUGAUGUGAAAAAGUUCGAUUACUUGCUUGGUAUGAGCAUGUGGAUGCUGACGGAUGAACGAAAAAACGAAAUACUGAAGCAGCGUGACAUGAAACUGGCCGAACUGAAAGCCCUUGAAGCGAAAACGGUGCAGAUGCUCUGGAUUGACGAUCUCGAUGCUCUGUCGAAGAAGCUAGACGAGGUGGAAGAUAAGGAACGGUUGGAGGCGAUCAAUACCGAAAAGAAGCUGAAAUCUUCUAUGAGCAAGACCACUGCUACGGGUCGUAAGAUGACCAGCAAUCGGAAACACGCCAUCGAUGAAACCAAACCGAGCGUGAAUGCGGAAUCUGUGCAAUUCCGUGUGACGGAGGAGUUGUUUAAAAAGUUCGAAAAAGCAGCAGCAUUGUCAGCGGGAGUCAAGGUGAAGAAGGAAAAGAAGGAACCUGGUGAAAAUGGGGAUGGCGGUGAAAUGGAUGAGUUUGAUGCAUUGGUUGAAGGAACGGCAGGUGCCGGUGGUGAUGAGAAGCCGAAACCGAAACCGAGGGUUAAGAAAGAACCUAAAGAUCCGGCGGCGCCCAAGGCACCACGAGUGAAGAAGGAACCCGCCACGAAGGCUCCUGCUAAACGAGGACGUAAGAAGAAGGGUGCUUCAUCAGAUGAAGAUAAUAUGUUCAACUCGGACAUGAGCGGAGACGAUUUUUCGUCACCUCCCGUACCGGCCCGUGAGAAAAUUGGACGGCGCGCCGCAGCUGCCAAGGUAAACUAUUCUGCACUGGCUGGUAAUGAUGAUGACGAGGACGACGACUUCAACCGUUCGGAUGACGAAAUGUUUGACAACACGAACGCGGGACGAUCGAAUACCGCCGUCCGUUCUGCUGCUGACGAUGGCAGUGAUGUCGAGGUCCAGGCACCAGAUCUGAACGCCAUGGUAGAAAUCAUUGAUUCAGAUUCGUCACCGGUGAAGAAAGCACCGGCCAAAAAACGUACUCUUGCACCGAAGAUGGCAGGCCCAAAGGCCGCCGCCGGACCUAAGCGUGGCAGAAAAAUAGCUGACAGCAGUAGUGAGGCCGGAACGCCCGUCAAGAAGAAAACGAAAAAGAAGAGCUACAACACUUCCAGCGAGGAAGAAAACUCCCCAACUGAUGAUGAUUCGGACUUCUAAGCAACCCCCACCGCGCACAGCGAGACGAAUCCCAUUAGUAUUUGACCCGUCGUGGGACUUGGCGUAAAUUGAAGCUGUAAAUUGCAUUUCAGCUUAUGCAAAAGGGAUUACCCAAUGUAGCCUCGUAGGGCAUUUUUUUUAAAUUUGAUACACUACCUAUCCAUACGACGUGGAAAAGGGAAGGUACUAUUCGAUGAAGGAGAAAAGAAAGAUACUGGAGGGGAUCUAUUUAACGGCAUAGUUUUAACAUACCUUUUUCCUAGUAAAACACUAAUGCUAGGCAAUGAAUCAGCUACUUGCUAAAGGUACCGCAGCCAAUCGUUGUGCGGGUUUUCUGCUAUUUUCUCUUGUAAUGUUAGAUGAGCGUAGCACUGUACGGUUUUUAGUGAAAAUUGACACUAACUCUAAACCGCUCUGCUAGUGAAUUAGCUAGCGAGCAUUAAAAAUCAGUGAUAGCUUCGUUUCUUACAAACGCACAACCUGUAUCACCUUGCUACCAACCGUUGAAAUACGCAAAAACGUAACAUGUAUCCAACGCAUUAUCCUCAUCGACUUGGAAUAGGAAUGAAAAACGUCGGGAGAGCAAACUACAUCGUCGAGAGAUGGUUAGAAGAUAGGAAGUGAGUGAUUAUAAUACCGAAAAUAUUAGUAUUUAAUCUGAACGUAUAUCUAAAUAUAUUACCGUAAAUGGACACAUGUACAAUUAUCUUGGAUUGGGAUUUUUAACGUUGCGAAGAAGGGAGUA
This is a messenger RNA of Anopheles nili, 5314 nucleotides long. It is a transcript of the gene Top2, whose product is annotated as DNA topoisomerase 2. Gene Ontology annotation, molecular function: DNA topoisomerase type II (double strand cut, ATP-hydrolyzing) activity; ATP binding; DNA binding. The transcript has 5 exons. Gene Ontology annotation, biological process: resolution of meiotic recombination intermediates; DNA topological change; sister chromatid segregation. Gene Ontology annotation, cellular component: nucleus. NCBI's taxonomy places the organism in Eukaryota, Metazoa, Arthropoda, Insecta, Diptera, Culicidae. The record is from RefSeq and is a predicted model, not a curated record. The coding region runs from base 1 to 4569 and encodes 1522 amino acids.